This is a messenger RNA of Helianthus annuus (common sunflower), 948 nucleotides long. RefSeq names its product transmembrane protein 208 homolog. The record is from RefSeq and is a predicted model, not a curated record. Lineage: Eukaryota; Viridiplantae; Streptophyta; Magnoliopsida; Asterales; Asteraceae. Gene Ontology annotation, biological process: vacuolar protein processing. The transcript is spliced from 5 exons. Gene Ontology annotation, cellular component: intracellular membrane-bounded organelle. The coding region runs from base 223 to 744 and encodes 173 amino acids.
AAAGAAAUAAAAAUAGAAAACAAAAACAAAAAAGAUUGGUGGGACGUGGGUGGCGUUUGAGAUCGGUGAUAGUUGUAACCGGUAGGUGUCAACUAAGUAUUCAACGAAAGUAAGCAUUCAAACCUCAACAUCUCCUCUUCUUCCCAAUUGCAGCCUGGUGUAGCUAGGGUUUUUCAUUUUCCCCCAAUUUCACGCACUCAAUUCAAUCAAUCGAAGGGAGGUAUGGCAAAUCAAGGUGCGAAGAAACGACGGGACGAGAACACUCGUCAUAUGAACAAUCUCUUUCGCCUCAUCAUCGCUUCCAAUGCCAUUUUUCUCUUGUUAAGGGCAGGGGUCUUUUAUUCCACUUUUACAUGGCUGCAUUGGAUUGGCCUAAUAUUAACAUCAGGCGCAUAUUAUAUAUGCUAUAAUCAACUAGCAUCAAUGGCAAAACCUACCUAUACUGAUGAUGGGGACCUUUUAGAUGGCGGGUUUGAUAUGAGUACUGGUGGAGCUUGUGGAUACCUACACGAUGUUAUCUACAUUACUUGCUUUGUGCAACUCACGUCUAUCAUAUCUGGGAAGUUUUGGUGGAUAUACGCCGUGAUACCGGCAUUUGCAGUGUAUAAAGGAUGGGGUUUGAUUAAGGGGUUUCUCCCUCAAGGUUCUGAGGGAGUUGAAGAGGAUGAAAAGACCCGGAAGAAAAGAGAGAAGAUGGAGAAGAAAGCCUCGAGAGGGAAAUUUGUCAAAGCAAAAGCUCGAUAGAUUCAGAUUUGAUUACAUUUUCCUCUCUGGUUUAGUUUCGUUGUAACGAUAUACCCACAUGUUAUAAGUUAUUUGGUCGUUUUAGACUUUGGAAAUUUAUCGACUACUAAAUUCGGGAUUAAUUUGGUCGUUCAGUCUUCAUCACAUGGUUGGUUCUAUAUGAGGUUAGUUGGUGCAAGACUUUCGAGUCAAAUGUUUUGGUUU